GCGGAAAGACUGAGAUUAUCUGUGCGGCGCGAGAAUGAAUUAUCAUUUUCCUUUCGUUUGCACCCAUCAUUGGACCAAAAUAAAACCCACCAGAGAGCUAGCGGAAGACGCAUUGCACUACAUUACAUUAUGAGCUCCGGACCCAAAAUCCCAAGCAAAGAAUAACAUCCUAAUCAGAACAUACAUAUGUAAAUAAGUACAUGUAUGUACUUCUUCCCUGUUGUAAGUAUUAAAUAAAGUUAUGUCUCGGGCAUCGACAUCUGAACGUUCUAACUCUGAAGACAGCCACUCACAGAGUUGCUUGACCGAGGUGCUCAGGAACUGUGCCGAUAUUCAAUCGCUGGAAAGCUUGAGCCUGCCACACAGCUACGACUACAACGAACGUAAGAUGAUUUCCCCAAACCCGUACUCCUUCAGCGGGAACGUGUCGAAUAGCAGCUGCGCCAGCGAAGACGUUUCCUUCACAGACUUUAUACUCGAGGACAAUGGCCGCAUUUCGUUGGCCUACGAAAAUCUAAGAAGCAUCCCAAGGCGACUUGCAGACAAAUUUGCAGCACAGACCAAGUGCCUCGACCUUAGUCAUAAUGACUUUCGCGAUUUGAAAUUUCUCUCCUUCUUCGAGGACCUGGACACACUGAUUUUAGACAGAAAUGUGAAUUUGGACUUAAACACACUACCGUAUCUCCCAAGCCUUAAUAUAUUGUGGAUCAACAACUGCGAUGUCUCGAACAUAACCGACUGGAUACACCGCAUCGAACGUCACUGCCCGGCACUGGAACAGCUGUCGUGCAUGGGCAACCCUGGCAUCAACACCGUCUUCGGCCGUCAGGGUGCCGAAAUGGCUGUAGCACGCGACUAUAUUCUUCAAGUAUUACCAAAUCUUAAAUAUCUUGACGGUGUGCCGGUCUCCCAGAACAGCGGGAACGGAAGCCAUGCUCUCUCCACAUCCCAAAGGCAAUGCCAAGACUCAACGAGUCACUCAGGCAGUGGGAAAAUUUCAACACCGACGCUCGCUUUCAAAAAUCUCUUUCGACUCAAACCAUCGCCGAAGCCGCACUAUACUGAUGGAGCUCGAGGCGAUCAGAUGUUUGAAAACGGAUCCUCCACAAACUGACGUAACAUUAAAACACGGUUCGGAAAGAGAACAUACAUGUGCAUGUCAUAUUCAGGCAUCCAUGGAACUAUCAGUGAUGCACUCAUUCACCUAAAUUGAACGAAAUCAGUUAGUGUUCUUCAUUGUGACUUGGAUUAUUAAAAAUAUGCUGUGCUAAUUUUAUUCAUUGUAACAUUAUAACUCAAAGACCACGUUGGUCAAUAUCUAA
Messenger RNA from Drosophila guanche, 1322 nucleotides. RefSeq names its product leucine-rich melanocyte differentiation-associated protein. The record is from RefSeq and is a predicted model, not a curated record. Bases 242 to 1114 code for a protein of 290 amino acids. Lineage: Eukaryota; Metazoa; Arthropoda; Insecta; Diptera; Drosophilidae. The transcript is spliced from 3 exons.